CAGUGGUUUAGUCAUGCCAUAGCGUUGCUGGUCUCUGAGGAGACAGGUCAUUGCAAUGUGGCUGAAACCUAGGUGAUAAAAACAUCAGACAAAAUGGAUUUGGACUUCACCUUUGACUUUGACCUGAAUGUUGAUCUGGAUGAUCUGAUAAACCAUAAAGAUUUUCAAAAUUUUGAUCCUGCUAUCUUGGAUUCUGAUCUGUUACUGAACACAGAUAUAGAUAAAAUAGGGAUAGAAGGUAUACAGGCCCAGGAUGUGAACAGUUUGCUUGAACAGUUUGAAGAAGCAUCACUAUUUGAUGGGUUUCAUUCUUCCACUGGGGUUAUAAAUGCUUCAUCAAAGAGUCUGCCAGUUUCUAGAGUGUGCAGCGCUACUAAUAGCCCUUGCAAUACACCUCCUCCAACACCUCCUCCUAGUGUUCUGGAUAAAAUCCGCAACCGUCAGGAGCAGAUGAAAAGUCGAACAUCAACCAUCAUGCUUCCAAUGGGUGCUCCAUCCAAAAGAGGUCGGGGACGAGGCUCCACUUUCGCACAAACUCCAUUAAAUUCUCCUUCAUCAAGACUGCAGCGAAUUCUUUCACGUGCUGAAUCUGUUCCUGCUUUAUCUGUAUCUCAUGUAAACAUCCAGCCAAAAUCAGAUCAGUCUGCAGCAAUACCUGUUGCACAAGGAGAAAUGCCAGCAGCUUUGAGAGUACGCUGCUCACCGAAAAGAUCACAGGUUCCUCAACCAUUGGUGUUGCAUGCAUCAUCAUGUGGAGAAAAUAAUGUCCCUUCAUCAUGCAACAAGGUAAACACCAUAGUUGUUGCUAGCAAAAACCAACCUGCAGACCGAAGCCGCUCUAAACUGUACAGUCAAAAAAGAAUCACCACAGUUAUGAUCAGGGCUGAAGGCAUUCCUGCAGAAGUGCUGAACUCUGUCAUGGACCAUGACUACUGUGCUAAUUCACCACGCCGUGUCAUUGUGGAUGAAUUUGAACUUGCAACCAGUCCAACCAAGCUGAAAUGUGGAAACCUCAAAUCUUUACACAAAGUGCAGUCUUUGCCAGCAUUGAAGCUUGAAGAAAAUACACAAAAUUUGUUGAUAUCUGUGCAGCAUCAACAGGUUGGUCAGAGUGUUGCAGGCAAUCAAAGUACAUUGAUACACACAGAUGCAAGUAGAGAAUGUCAGAAAGUGGCAGUUGUGCAAGAUCAGCCUAGUCAUGUCAACAUGGUGCCUUCACAUUCUGCAAGUCACAGUUCUGAAGGUAAAGAACCUUACAAGAAUUCUGCCGAGGCACUCUUGAUGCUGGUGAAUAAGACACUAGAUAUAAAGCGAAAGGUAGAAGACAGUCAAAUAGUAUUAGCCGAGGGGAAAACGGUUCCCCUUGGCAAUAUUAAGUAUGGUAUGAUUCAAUACAAUUCCCUUGGAAACCUUGAAAAAAGUGACACAGUAAAAGAGCAGUUAACUAAAGACAGUGUCAAGAUUACCUCCAGCUUCACACCUUUUGGGGAAAUUCCGUCUGAACAUUCGAGCUUGGAUGUAAAGUUUGAAGCUAAGGACAAAGAGUUGGAAAUUUCUGAUGUUGAAUGCAAGGCUGAAAGAGAGGUAUGUUCAGUGCCAGGGUCUAGUAGUGCAGUUAUUCAUUGUACAAAGACUGUUGAGAUGAUGUCCACUGUUCUAAAUCAUGAUGAAAGAGCACAUCAUUACAACGCCUCCCCAAAAAUAGCAUCAGUUGUAGACUCAUCACAUUUGGAAUCUCGUAGUGAUGAUCCACCAAAAUUAUCAGAGACUUUUGUGAACGUUGGACUUAAAUUUGACCCAUCCUUUAUCUCCAGCCCUACUUCUCAUGCUCCCACACAGGAAGGUUACAAACAGCAUGAAGAAACAGCAUGUUCUAAUGCCUCUGUUAAUACCGUGAAAGACAGACACUGGAACAAAGAGGUUCAGAAGCAAAUGCAAGGAGAAGAAGUUAAAUUGACUGCUUCAGAGUUGGUGAAAAAACGCGCUAGAGGUGGUAGAAAUGUUUAUUGUUCAAGAGGGAGCAGGCAGACUUGCAUUUCCCUCCAAGAAAAAAAUUGGAAACCUGGAAACAGUCCCAUUCGGGAGGAUACUAGUGAAUUGUUUGACAAGAUUCCAUCUUAUUACACUGCUUUAGUUAUUCCCACGAAGUCUGGCAGGAAAGAACUGACUGCAGAGGGACUGGUAGGUAAUGGCCUUUCUGUUUCUGACCUCAUCCCAGCAGAUCAUUCCCCUUCCCACAAUGACACUUCAGAAUACAGCAAACUACCAGCCUACCAUAGCUGCUUCACCAACAGCACAAAGUACGAUGGUGACAUGACAACAGACGAACAAUGUCCAAGAAUUGGAGCAAGGUCAAGAUCAUGUUCACCAGACCGUUCUCCAGCUGGAUCAAAAAAUAGGAAACGAGCCCGCAAAAGGGAUGGAUCUAGCUCAUCUUCUUCAUCAAGAUCCCAGUCACUUUCUCGCUCAUGUAAACGUAAAAGGCACCGUUCAUCUUCAUCUGCAUCUUCCAGCUGGUCAUCUAGAUCUAGGUCUCGCUCAUCAUCUGCAUCGUCAUCCCGGUCAGGGUCACCAUCAUCAUACUCAUCAAGGUCAGAUAUUCAGAAAAAUAAAAUGGCCAGAAAGCUGCAGAGACAGAGAGAGAAAAUAAAGAAAAUGGAAGAGCGCAAGAUUGUGUACGUUGGCAAAAUUCCGGAUGGCUAUACACGUAGAGAACUAAGGAGGCGGUUUGAACGGUUUGGAAAGAUAGAAGAAGUUAGUGUCCACUUCCGUGAAGGGAGAGACAACUAUGGCUUUGUGACUUUCUACUACUCCUGUGAUGCCUAUGGUGCCAUAGAUAAGGGAAACAGUGAUCCCAGUGAACAGCAUUUUGAUCUGUGCUUUGGUGGCCGGCGACACUUUUGUGCCAAUGAUUAUGCUGAUCUUGAUGGAAAUCAUGUCUUGGAGGAAGAGUAUACUCCCAUGCUGUCCAAGGAGCCAGUUGGUUUUGAUGAACUGCUAAAGCAAGCUAAGCAGAAGUUGAAGAACAAAUGAUGAUGUUAGAGGAUACCACCUUUUCUUCCCUUUCCCCCACCAAUUUCAAACUCACUUUCUCACCCUUAGUGUUUACAUUUUCACAGUAUUAAAAGAAUAGAUUAUCAUCAUAGUGUAUGCACACAUCCUUUCAUAAAUUAAGGUUAAACUUCUUGAACAAAUAAGCAGAUAAAUAUUAACCAGCACAUGCUUGGUGCUGCUGCUAUUGGUACUUAACAAUGAGUUCAUGCUGAUCAAUAUGCCUAAAAAAGCUGCUUUAAAAGAGAUCAGAUUUCAAAAGUUGUAGGUUAAUUAUUUGCUGAUUGUAUAGAAUUAGGUCAUAGAUUUGUGUGUGUGUAUGAAUGCAGUAUUUGAGUCAUUUUUAAAAAAAUAAUGCAGGGUAAUAAAAGUGUAGUGGUUUCUUUUUUUCAAAGUGCUUUGUUGAGGAACAGCUUACACAUAUUCUAUUGCUAAUAUUAGUAAGAUUUUUAUGUAAGUAUUUAUUUGCUGACCAUUUCAUAAAAUCAGUUAUAGAGUAAAAGUUGAUGUUCUUUGUUUGGUUGUCCAUUGGCUACUAUUGCUCUCUUUUUUUUACACACUAUGCAGACUUUGCUUACUGUCUGCACUUUUUUUUUUGCUUCUAAUAUGUUUAUAAGCUACAAAGGUUGCUGAGCAUUUCCAUUUUUCAUUAAAUUUAGUGUUCACAUUGGUUAAGAGAACCCUUUUUGUAACAGUGUGUACAGUAUGGAAUUUCACAGUGAAACAGUAUUUUUAUUAUAAAAGAAGUAGACAUAAUGGAGGCAGGGUGCUUGUGGAGGGGCUAAAGUGACAGUUGCUUGAAGAGCUGGCAUUAACUGGCUGCUGUAUAUUGUCAGCAGAUCUGCAUGCUGGAGGCAUUUAAUAUCCAUGGAAAUUAACAAUCAAGUCACAGUUGGUGUACAUGUAUCCUCACCCUGUCAGAGGGAUUUUUGUUUUGUUUUUAGGGUUUUUUUUUUUCAUUACGGCAUGAAAAGUUAGAAUAUACAAUUUUACAUUGCCCUCUUGCAACACUUGUGAAAAUACUAGCACAUUGUGAUGCAUUUAACCAUUAGAAAAAGUGUUCACUUGUGAACAGAUGCAUGACUGUUGAGGCACACACUAAGAAAUAUAUGUUUAUCAGUCCACAUGGUGAGACAUUUUUAAGUCUAGCUAUUGUUGUGAAGUAACAUUGCAGAUCUAUAACUGGUUGUGAUGCAAAUUAUAGCUAAAUCAUGAUACAUAACACAAUACAUUAAUACCGUUUAAAAAAUAUCAUGACUCAUUCAUAAAACUUCAGUCUCAUUAGGCUUUGAAUGGAUAACUUUGUGAAGAGUUCCUUAAGUGUUUGUUUUUUUAAUUGGGCGGUCCAUUUGAGUCUGAACAUUGUUCAGGCAGUCAAAUGUUCAUUCUUAAUUAAAAGCUGAUCAGUUGCAGACUGGUUUUGUGUUGCUCAGUGAUUUUGGUAAUGUUCUUUAAAUUACUCAAACCUUAAGCUCAGUCUUAAAAGGUGGCAUCUACCACAAGCCUGAAUACUGUCAUCUUAGUACUAGCAUUUUUUUUUUUCUUAUUUUAGUGUUAGCAAAAAGCAUCAGUGUCCUAUAUUUUCAUCAAAAAUAAUUGUGGGGCUCUCCAGAAACUGGUGGACCAGUAUUUAUUACUCUUUUAUGUUAUCUAUAUGCUAGUCUAAGUGUGUUAAUUUUGUGUUCAUGAUAAUUUUAGCCUAUAUUUUUAUUAUAUUGCAUACUAAACAGGCAUGCUGUUACCUUUCUGCACUUUGGUGAUAAACCACUGGAAGUUCUAGUACUCCUGCUACUGUUUAGUAAAAUUUCAAUUUUCUCUUUCAACAAGAGAGCUAAGUCAGCCAUAUGGAGGAUCGACUAGUAGGUCGCCAUAUCUCAUUUAUUUCUAGCCUGUUUACGUCCAGUGUUCAUACAGGGUUCUAAGCACCUUGUUACAAAACAAAAAGACCUGAAUUGAUGCUGAUCACUGAUCUUCUGAUCUUCCUGAAUCAGGUUCAGACUGGAGUGGAUUGCUCAGUUUAGACACAUCUUUAAGCCUGAUUCCAACUGUGAUAAGAAGGUUUAUACACAAACCAUACUUUUAUUAGGGUUUAUAGCAUCACUUUUUUCCCUCAUCACCUUGCAUGUAGUGCUCCUUACAGAAAUGUUUCUGCAUUAUCUGCUGAUGUUAUUUGUUUUGUUUUUUAAAAAAUCCUCUUGCUGUGGUGACUUGUCACAACUAUUACAAUCUGCUGUUUCACAACACGUGGGUGAAUCACAGUUGAUGUUUGCUCGGUUUUCAAUUAACAACAUGUAAAAAAUGUUUUAUAAUUUCAAGUUUGUUUCAGUUUAAUAAUUGGGUUAUUACUAAAGAAUUCAGAGUGAAGCACCAAUUUUGCAACCGAUCUGAAAUCAGUUUUCACCAGGUUUGUUCUUGGGUAUUUUGUAUGAAAAUAAAGUGUUUGAAAUUGAA
Messenger RNA from Pomacea canaliculata, 5502 nucleotides. Its product is annotated as peroxisome proliferator-activated receptor gamma coactivator 1-alpha-like. Gene Ontology annotation, molecular function: RNA binding; transcription factor binding. NCBI's taxonomy places the organism in Eukaryota, Metazoa, Mollusca, Gastropoda, Architaenioglossa, Ampullariidae. Gene Ontology annotation, biological process: positive regulation of transcription by RNA polymerase II. The record is from RefSeq and is a predicted model, not a curated record. The transcript has 12 exons. Gene Ontology annotation, cellular component: nucleus. Bases 94 to 3033 code for a protein of 979 amino acids.